Molecule: messenger RNA, 1443 nt
Organism: Vollenhovia emeryi
Lineage: Eukaryota; Metazoa; Arthropoda; Insecta; Hymenoptera; Formicidae
Product: post-GPI attachment to proteins factor 2-like
Exons: 4
Coding region: 256-1032 (258 amino acids)
Biological process (GO): GPI anchor biosynthetic process
Cellular component (GO): Golgi membrane; endoplasmic reticulum membrane
Source: RefSeq, a predicted model, not a curated record
CGCCGGACGCCCCGGACGGUUCCUCGCCGAGGACCCGGAGAGAACCGUCUACGAUGCGGGUUCGCGAGCUCGCGUUGAUCGUCGCUCGCUCCUCGCGGCCAGGGCGCAGUCGUGUCGUCGCCGUCGUCGUCGCGUCCAGGAGGAACCGGGGGAGGCACGCGCGGAGGAUCGCGCGCGCCGGCCCUCAAUUGGCGCGUUAACCUCAUCGUCGCGCAAUGACGUAGACUGAGAUAACGCGGCCGGUCGUUUACUACCAUGAGCAAGCUAAGAUUAGGGUCAGAGUACAUUCCGUUGGCGGAGGACGACAUGGCGAAGGCGCGCCUCGUCGUGCCGUUCUCCUGGGUGGCGUGGGCCACCGUGCUGCUGCCGUUCCUGGCAUUCGUCUUCUGCGUCGCCUGGUCGGUCGUCUACAACUUCGAGCACUCCACCUCCACCCAUUGCCAGGUAUACAACUUUUUACCGUCUGUCUCGGCGGCCAUAGGCCACUACAGACCUCAGAGAGACGUCUGGAAGACUGCCAUAGCUAUGCAAGCCGUAGUGAGAACCUUGGUGUUCAUGCUGUACUAUCGUUACUACAAGGAGCAUGUUUACAAAUGGGCGCGAUACCUGAGCAAUGUCGCGCUCGUUAUGUACGCCAUUGAAAAUACUUCCCUGGUGACACUGAGCUUCUGGACUUCCGACGAGAAUUACGCAUUCCACAAGAUGUCUUUCAUAACUUUUCUGAUGACGUCGUUUGUACACAUGUUCCUAGCGUAUUACGUUAUGAAGAGUUGCCUGAACAUUACGAGAGGCUUGAAUGAUGCUUCCCUGAAGUGGAAAAGCAGAUCAAUGAUGUUGAACGUAUUAUCUAUACUAGUAGCAUGUUACUGCUUUUAUAGGCAUAAUAGAUAUUGCGAACCUUUAGUGUAUUCGAUGUUCGCCUUGAGCGAAUACGGAGUUGUGCUCUCAAACAUGGGAUACCAUCUAACCGCUGCAUUGGACUUUGCUACCACACGUCUUAUGAUAUCAGGAAGCAGGCUUAGAAUUAUCUAGACAUUUUUUAAUAUCUGCUUCAUGCGCGCAUAUGUGAUAAUGGAUACAUUAUAUUUCGACUUUAUUGCACAUUACUGUACAUAUUCGUGUGUGAAGUCUUUAUGUAUUAUAUCCGCGUAUUAGAAAAUAACUUAUUAGGUAAUUUAUAAAAAUACAAAUCGUAGCUCUUCUUUUAGAAAGCAUGAAAGCACUGCAGAUGUUUGUCGAUAUUUGUAGCGUAUUUUGUUCCAAGGCAUUUUAAACUAAAACCAAAAGGCUAGCGUAGAAUUUUGUAUAUAAUGAUCCAUUUUGCUGUUAUUUUAUCGAGUUGUUUCUUAAAUAUUUAUUACUGUAACAACUAAGACAUAUCUAGAUCAAUAUACAAAUUUAUAUUUUUCAAGAAAAUUGUUUAAUACAAAAAUUAUAUGGCAA